Molecule: messenger RNA, 1308 nt
Organism: Tarenaya hassleriana
Lineage: Eukaryota; Viridiplantae; Streptophyta; Magnoliopsida; Brassicales; Cleomaceae
Product: transcription factor bHLH11
Exons: 5
Coding region: 22-1008 (328 amino acids)
Biological process (GO): intracellular iron ion homeostasis
Molecular function (GO): protein dimerization activity; DNA-binding transcription factor activity
Source: RefSeq, a predicted model, not a curated record
GCGCGUGGAGAGCACAAGUUCAUGAUCUUCUGCCCUUUGUUGCUUUCUUCCUCGUCGGAGUUCCACUACGAGAUCGCAGAGAAUCUUCCUCCACUGACGAAGAACACAACAAAUACAGACAAUUCACUGAUUUCGCUAGUUUCUGUUGCAAUGGAUCAGUCGAUGAAGAAGAAGGCGAGAUGUUCAUCUGAAUCCGUCACAGUGGAUUCGUCAGCUUCCUCUUCACGUCACGAUCUCAGACAAGGGGCUGAUGCUUCGGCUUCGAAGAAGGAUCAGUUCCAUUCGCGGAAAGUUCAGAAGGCAGACCGAGAGAAGUUACGUAGAGAUCGACUCAACGAACAGUUUCUUGAGCUGGGAAAUGCAAUUGACCCGGACCGACCUAAAAGUGACAAGGCUUCAAUUCUCUCCGACACUAUUCAAAUGUUAAAGGAUCUGAUGGCCGAAGUCAAUAGACUGAAGGCUGAGUACUCCAAUCUGUCUGAAGAGUCUCGUGAGCUAAUGCAAGAGAAGAACGAACUGAGAGAGGAAAAAGCAUCUCUUAAAUCCGAUAUCAUAAGUCUCAAUGCUCAGUAUCAGCAUAGAGUCAGAACUAUGGUCCCGUGGGCACAACCCGUAGAUCCUUCUCAUGUUAUCCAUCCAUCUCUUUACUCGUAUCCCUUUCCUGUAGCAAUAACUCAGGGUCCGAUCUCUGUACACCCUCCACUUCAGCCUUUUCCCUUCUUUGGUACUCAAAAUCCUACCGUAAUUCCGAAUCCCUGCUCGAGUUUAAUUCCACAUUCAGCUUCUGACAAUGCCAGUGCCCCUACCGAACAAGGGUUGGUUCUGCAUUCUUUGUCCUCCGAUUCUGCAAACAGACAAGACUCCAAAAGCAAGCCUUUAAAUCAUAGGAAGACCAACCACUCAGACAACUGUGACGAUCAUAAAGAUGUUGCAUUAGAUCUUGAACUUAAAACUCCUGGCUCUUCCACAGAACAGGAAAACAAGAGAAACAAAAAGAAGGAAGUUUGAUGACCAUUUCUGGUUCAUCGAGUAGGUGUUCUUCAUUUCAAGUUGCUCAAGAUAGCACCUUUAGUAGGUAAAUGCCUUGUCAAAGUCAUAACAACGGAAAAAAGGCGAUAACAUCUUUCUGCCCACAUAGAACAAGACAGUAGCACCAUCUUAAGCUUGUCAUUCUCUUUCUGAUUGAUAAGGUACACCAGUUGUAGUUUAGCUAAAUUCCACUAGCUGAAUGUAUCCAGUUCCAAUACGAACUCGAUGAUUAAAUAUGUAUUAGCACAGGUAAAGACAACACCAAAGCCAGCUUCAUGA